GAACGGCCAGUGUACGGAAUACUAAAGUAUUAAUUAGUGAAAUGACAAUGUAUGUCAGUUACAUAUUGUAUUUUAUUUAUAUAUUCAUUCAUAUAAAGGCACAAGAUGUAGAAAUCGUGUCUAAUGCAUUGGAAAACGUUGAUGUAACAUUUAAACUGAUUGAAGAAGAUUUAGAGAUUGUUAAAUACAAGAUACUGAAAUCAAAGGAAAACAAAGUGAACAUAAAACUUUUUUACGAAUGCUUAUGUCCGGACUGUCGACAAUUCGACAGCAAACAGUUCAAGAAUGUUAUUGAAAAGUUAACGCCGUAUCUCAAAAUUCAUACAUAUCCGUAUGGAAAUGCAAAGAUGGUUCAUAAUAAUGAUCAAAUAGAAUUUAAAUGUCAGCAUGGACCUAAAGAGUGUUAUGGCAAUAAAUUACAUGCGUGCACUUUAAAUUUAUUAAAUAAUGCGACCACUGCCUUGCUCUUUAAUAUAUGUAUGAUGGACCUUGAUGACACAUCUGGUGGAUCGAAUGACCCAGCUGCUGACGCGUGCGGAAUUAAAUUGAAAAUUGACGCAGAACCAAUAAAGGAUUGUGCUAAAAGUGAAAAGGGAAAUGAGCUCCUCGAAUCAUAUGGAAUAGAAAGUGAAAAAAUCCACUAUGAAUAUGUUCCCUAUGUGUUAAUUAAUGGAGAUGAAUGGACCGGAGAUAAUUUUAUGAAGGACGUAUGUGCUGCUUUCUCAAUUCCACCACCACCAUGUGCAGGAGAAAAAAAUAAGUAAAUGUGUGAAAAUAUAUAAACAUAAAUUUGUGUUAAAUAUAAAUGUGUAAGAUUGAUCUCCUUUUAAA
Achroia grisella is the source of this 831-nucleotide messenger RNA. Its product is annotated as gamma-interferon-inducible lysosomal thiol reductase-like. The transcript has 5 exons. The record is from RefSeq and is a predicted model, not a curated record. Gene Ontology annotation, molecular function: oxidoreductase activity, acting on a sulfur group of donors, disulfide as acceptor. The coding region runs from base 42 to 764 and encodes 240 amino acids. NCBI's taxonomy places the organism in Eukaryota, Metazoa, Arthropoda, Insecta, Lepidoptera, Pyralidae.